UAUGGGUAAUUGGUCUCAUCGAAUUCCUCAUAAGAACGCACAACCCACCAUUUUCAAACCAAAACCACCAUGGAAUCAAUCAAUCUGUUCAAAGGAGGCUAUGGCAGAGUCACAGACCUUGAAGAACAACCCACCCGCCCGAAACCCAUCCGAAGAAGACCCAUCGUCACCGCAAUUGCCGUCUCCGCCGUUCUACUCUUCACCUUGGUCCUCGCUUUCAUGCUUGCGGCCCUGAUACGGGAGUCCAAUUCCGAAACUGGUGAAUCCGAGUCAAUCCACAACUCAACCGAGUCGAUCCAAAUAGUCUGCGGCGUGACUCAACACCCCAACUCCUGCUUCUCCAGCAUAAGCUCUCUAAACGGGCACGCCAAACCCGACCCGGAAUCCAUACUCAAGCUUUCUCUCCAAGUUUCCUCGAACGAGCUCGGGAAACUCUCAUCCGUCUUGAAAUCCCUCAACGAUCUGCACUCCGGAGGCGCUCUGCGUGACUGUGCGAGUCAGAUCGAUGACGCGCUGAGUCGACUCAACGACUCCAUGUCGGCGAUGCAGGUGAACCCGGGGGAGAAGGGGUUGACGGAGGAGAAGAUUAAGGAUAUACAGACGUGGAUCAGCGCCGGAAUAACGGAUCAAGAGACGUGCGUCGAUGGGUUGGAGGAGAUGGGAUCGACGGUUCUUGAUCAGGUCAAAGCUAAGAUGCAAAAGUCAACGGAGUUGCUAAGCAACAGCCUGGCUAUCGUGGCCAACAUCCAAACACUCCUUCAAAAGUUUGAUCUUCAAUUGCAUUGACUUUUGAGUUUUGUUAUAUUAUAUGAAAACUAGCAUUUAUGCUUGUUCGUAAUUAUGGUGUUCAUAACAUCUGUUAUUACAUUUUUAUGUACGUAAUUAUAUUGUUAUAAGUAUUACCGAUUUUUAUACACUGUUUCUUUUGUUAUUA
Messenger RNA from Tripterygium wilfordii, 934 nucleotides. Its product is annotated as pectinesterase 3. Gene Ontology annotation, molecular function: pectinesterase activity; pectinesterase inhibitor activity. Bases 70 to 786 code for a protein of 238 amino acids. Lineage: Eukaryota; Viridiplantae; Streptophyta; Magnoliopsida; Celastrales; Celastraceae. The record is from RefSeq and is a predicted model, not a curated record. The transcript has a single exon.